AUGGCGAGAUGGCUGCCUCGCUCUACCGACCUGACCCGCUUCUGCCAGAAACUCAACCGGGUGAAGACCUUGGAGGAUGACAUGAUGGAGACGUCCUUCAACAGAUGCCUUUCCACCAUCGACUUGACACUGCUGGGCAUUGGGGGCAUGGUGGGCUCCGGGCUGUACGUCCUUACGGGCACAGUGGCCAAGGAGAUCGCUGGCCCUGCCGUCAUCGUCUCCUUCAUCAUCGCCGGCUUUGCCUCGCUCCUGGCUGCUCUCUGCUAUGCUGAGUUUGGAGCCCGGGUACCCAAGACGGGCUCUGCCUACAUGUUCACCUAUGUGUCCGUGGGUGAGAUCUGGGCCUUCCUCAUCGGCUGGAAUGUGCUGCUGGAGUACAUGAUUGGGGGAGCUGCGGUGGCCAGGGCCUGGAGCGGCUACCUGGACUCCAUCUUCAACCACAAGAUAAAGAACUUCACUGAGACCCACGUGGGCGCCUGGCAGGUGCCGUUCCUGGCCCACUACCCCGACUUUCUGGCAGCUGCCAUCCUGCUGGUAGCCACCGCCUUCAUCUCCUUUGGGGCCAGAGUGUCCUCCUGGCUCAACCACGUCUUCUCAGCCAUCAGCAUGGGUGUCAUCCUCUUCAUUCUCAUCAUGGGAUUCAUCCUCGCGCAGCCCAAGAACUGGAGUGCCCAAGAGGGUGGCUUUGCCCCACAUGGGCUCUCGGGUAUCAUGGCCGGCACGGCCACCUGCUUCUACGCCUUCGUGGGCUUCGACGUCAUCGCAGCCUCCAGUGAAGAAGCCAGGAACCCCCAGCGGGCUGUCCCCAGGGCCAUCGCUUUCUCCUUGGGGCUGGCCACCGGGGCCUACAUCCUGGUGUCAAUGGUGCUGACGCUGAUGGUGCCCUGGCACACACUGGACCCUGACUCUGCCCUGGCAGAUGCAUUUUACAGGAGGGGCUAUGCCUGGGCAGGGUUCCUGGUGGCCGCUGGCUCCAUCUGUGCAAUGAACACGGUCCUGCUGAGCAACCUCUUCUCCCUGCCACGCAUCGUCUAUGCCAUGGCUGAGGACGGGCUCUUCUUCCAGGUCUUCUCCCAAGUGCAUCCCCGCACGCAGGUGCCUGUCAUCGGCAUUGUGGUCUUCGGGCUGCUCAUGGCCCUGUUGGCCCUCGUCUUUGACCUAGAGGCCCUGGUGCAGUUCCUGUCCAUCGGCACGCUGCUGGCCUAUACCUUCGUGGCCGCGAGCAUCAUCGUCCUGCGCUUCCAGCAGCAAAAACAAAAAGUGGAUCCUCCUGCACCGGCAGCCGGUGCCCGGCCAAGCCCUGAGCCCCACGAGGGUCCAUCUGCUGGUGAGCUGAAGGAGUAUGAGUCCUUCUCCGACAAGCUCCAGCUGGUGGACAGAGACAAGAGCAAAGAACACCGGGAGCCGGGACAGCUGAAGGCAGCUUUUGAGCCCUACCUGGAGUUCCUCAGCGACUUCUACCCGGGCGAGGUGGUCACGGUGGCCGUGGUGACCCUGAUGGUGUCUGCCAUCUGCUUGUGCUCCAUCUUGGUGUUUGGCAACACCCACCUCCACCUGCCCACCUGGAGCUACUCCCUGCUGCUGGUCCUCUUCAGCCUGGGCUUCCUGCUCAGCCUCCUCCUCAUCUGGGCGCACGAGCAGCAGCGCAGCACGCAGACCUUCCAGAUCCCACUGGUACCUCUCUCCCCAGCGCUGAGCAUCGUCCUCAAUAUCUAUCUGAUGCUGAAGCUCAGCUACAUGACGUGGCUCCGCUUCGCUGUCUGGCUGCUCUUAGGCCUGCUCGUCUACUUCGGUUACGGCAUCUGGCACAGCAAGGAGAACCUGCGGGAGCCCCGGCCGCAGCGAGUCAGCGCCCGCUACGUGGUGUUCCCCAGCGGCAGCCUGGAGGAGAGGGUGCGGGCGGUCCAGCCCGGCUCCCAGCCCGCCACCGGGCUGCCGGACACCGACACCGAAGACUGCAAGAGAUGA
Messenger RNA from Charadrius vociferus (killdeer), 1968 nucleotides. RefSeq names its product solute carrier family 7, member 4 (gene SLC7A4). The coding region runs from base 1 to 1968 and encodes 655 amino acids. Gene Ontology annotation, biological process: transmembrane transport; amino acid transport. Gene Ontology annotation, molecular function: amino acid transmembrane transporter activity. Lineage: Eukaryota; Metazoa; Chordata; Aves; Charadriiformes; Charadriidae. The record is from RefSeq and is a predicted model, not a curated record. Gene Ontology annotation, cellular component: plasma membrane. The transcript is spliced from 5 exons.